AUGCUUUCAAUGUUUCAAAUUUUAGAGUACAAAUAACUUAUAUUUAGAUUUUUUAAUUUUAAUGAAUAAUCUAAAAACUAAAGUAAAAUGAAUAAAUGAAAACUGAGUUUGAUUAAAAACAUAAUUUAUUUCUAUAAAAUUAUAGUUAAGGAAAAAAUUGCUUUCAAGAAAGUAAAAAGGAAUCAAAUAAAAAUUUACAUUGAUAUUUCAAAGCNCAAACCAGAAGAAGAGGCUAAACCAGAAGAGGAAGUUAAACCAGAAGAAGAAGCUAAACCUGAAGAGGAGGCUAAACCUGAAGAAGAAACUAAACCAGAAGAAGAGGCAAAACCAGAAGAAGAAGUUAAACCAGAAGAGGAGACUACACCUGAAGAGGAAGAAACAAAGCCUGAAGAAGAAACUAAACCAGAAGAAGAAACAAAACCUGAAGAAGAGGCUAAGCCUGAAGAAGAAACUAAACCAGAAGAAGAAACAAAACCUGAAGAGGAGGCUAAACCAGAAGAAGAAACUAAACCAGAAGAGGAAGAAACUGAACCUCAAGAAUCUAAACCAGAGGAAGAUGAAACUAAACCUGAAGAAGCAGAAAAGUCAGAAGAAGAAGCUAAGCCUGAAGAAGAACCUUAACAAGAUGAUGAUAAACACGACGAAGAAGUUGAUUAAGAGGAAAAAUAAAGUGAACCUGCUUCUGAAAAUGAGUAAGAGAGUGAGCCACCAUCGGAUGAUGAUAUUGAAAGUGAACCUGGUUCAGAUGAGGAUAAAGAUAAUUAAGACAACAAGGAUGACGAUAAUGUUGAUGAUUAAGAUAAAGAUGAUCUUGCAUAAGAUGAUGCUUCUGAUAAAUCUGAUGAAAAGCCGACUGAUGGUAAACAAUCAGAUGAUAAAAAUGAGAAGGAAGAUGAAGACGAUGACGAUGAUUUUGCUUAAUUAGCUUUAGCUCCAGAAAUUGAGUAAGCAAAACAAUAAGAAAAUGCUAAAGAAGGAGAUAAGAAAAUAUCAGAAUAUGGGUACUAAUUAGGAAUGUGGGUGGCAACCAUAUUCUAUUUGGCUUUAUGA
This is a messenger RNA of Paramecium primaurelia, 1050 nucleotides long. The record is from the annotation of a GenBank genome assembly. Lineage: Eukaryota; Ciliophora; Oligohymenophorea; Peniculida; Parameciidae.